GGCUGCUGGGGCGCGGGCGGCGGAGGCCGCGGAGGUCUGAGGGCCGCGGCCCAGGCCGGGCUCUUUCUGUCUGUUGUGCGAUGGCGGCCGCCGCGGCGGUGGUCCCGCCGUCGGGUUUGGAGGAUGGGGUGUCCCGGUCCCGCGGCGAAGGGGCGGGGGAGGUGGUCGUGGAGCGGGGCCCCGGCGCGGCCUACCACAUGUUCGUGGUGAUGGAGGACCUGGUGGAGAAGCUGAAGCUGCUCCGCUAUGAGGAGGAGCUCCUCCGGAAGAGCAACCUGAAGCCCCCGUCCAGACACUAUUUUGCAUUGCCUACCAACCCUGGUGAACAGUUCUACAUGUUUUGCACUCUUGCUGCUUGGCUGAUUAACAAAGCAGGACGUCCCUUUGAGCAGCCUCAAGAGUAUGAUGACCCUAAUGCAACAAUAUCUAAUGUAUUAUCUGAGCUUCGAUCAUUUGGGAGAACUGCAGAUUUUCCUCCUUCAAAAUUAAAGUCAGGUUAUGGAGAGCAUGUGUGCUAUGUUCUUGACUGUUUAGCUGAAGAAGCGUUAAAAUAUAUUGGUUUCACCUGGAAAAGACCAACAUACCCAGUGGAAGAAUUAGAAGAAGAAACUGUUCCAGAAGAUGAUGCAGAAUUAACGUUAAAUAAAGUGGACGAAGAAUUUGUGGAGGAGGAGACAGACAAUGAAGAAAACUUUAUUGAUCUCAAUGUUUUAAAGGCCCAGACCUAUCGCUUGGAUAUGAACGAGUCUGCCAAACAAGAAGAUAUUUUGGAAUCCACGACAGAUGCUGCAGAAUGGAGUCUAGAAGUGGAACGUGUACUACCACAACUGAAAGUCACGAUUAGGACUGACAAUAAGGAUUGGAGAAUCCAUGUUGACCAAAUGCACCAGCACAAAAGUGGAAUUGAGUCUGCUCUAAAGGAGACCAAGGGAUUUUUGGACAAACUCCAUAAUGAAAUUAGUAGGACCUUGGAAAAGAUUGGCAGCCGAGAAAAGUACAUCAACAAUCAGCUUGAGCACUUGGUUCAAGAAUAUCGCGCAGCCCAAGCCCAGCUGAGUGAGGCAAGGGAGCGAUACCAGCAGGGAAAUGGCGGCGUGACUGAAAGGACCAGACUCCUGUCUGAGGUUACAGAAGAACUAGAAAAGGUAAAACAAGAGAUGGAAGAAAAAGGCAGCAGUAUGACUGAUGGUGCUCCUUUGGUGAAGAUUAAACAGAGCUUAACAAAGCUGAAGCAAGAAACCGUUCAGAUGGACAUUCGAAUCGGUGUCGUGGAACACACAUUACUCCAGUCAAAACUGAAGGAGAAGUCCAACAUGACCAGGGACAUGCAUGCCACAGUCAUUCCAGAAUCCACAAUAGGCUCCUAUUAAAACAUACUGGUUUUCA
Messenger RNA from Diceros bicornis minor, 1386 nucleotides. It is a transcript of the gene IFT57, whose product is annotated as intraflagellar transport 57. Gene Ontology annotation, cellular component: cilium; centrosome; Golgi apparatus. The coding region runs from base 81 to 1370 and encodes 429 amino acids. NCBI's taxonomy places the organism in Eukaryota, Metazoa, Chordata, Mammalia, Perissodactyla, Rhinocerotidae. Gene Ontology annotation, biological process: non-motile cilium assembly; intraciliary transport. The transcript is spliced from 11 exons. The record is from RefSeq and is a predicted model, not a curated record.